AUGUCAGAGCUGGCUAAUUCGCGCAGGAGGGAAUGUGUCACCACUCAGGGUUCCGCUCACAAUGAAGCACCGGAGUGGAAGGUAAGGUUCAUCACGUUUGAUGAAUUGGUCUAUGUCGGCGUCAGUUGUUGUCCCCAAAAGAUGAGCACCCGUUAUGACGACUACAUAGUUGCAGCCGAAGAGCCAACCUUACUAGUGGUGACAGUAGGAUGGGAUGCAAGCCACAUGAUUGAUAAACGGAACUUGGAUGCGAGUCGAAAAUGGAGGAAAGAUGAAGGCCAUCACGAUGGAAAUGCUAUCGGAAAGGACCAUGGUACGAGUGAUACCGCCCAAUGGCCGGUAGAGCUUUUCCAUAAUUCCAUGGAAUGGGAAUUCGAGAACAGGGAUAAAGACUCAGAGGUGACGCCUGCCAAUAUUUGCGGCUGCCGAGUAGGACCAGAAGAGCACGAAUUACAUAGUACACGGGCAACAAAUUGGUUGUUUCCCGCGGGAAAACUGUUAGAGGGAAGAAGAGCGCGGGAGUCUGAGCCAACGUCAACGUCUACCUCGGUUUACAACGAUACAAUUAGAGUUUUUACCUCUCGAGCGCUCCGAGUCGAACCCAAUUUGCUCAGCCUUCUAGCAUGUUAUGACCCCUAGACUUUGUUCUCAAAGUUUUAUAUUUGAUGGCUCAGCAGAACGCAACUGAUACAUAUCACUCUGCCUUGAUAUGUUGUCCUUCGAAUCGAAGUGUGAACUUGACAACAAGUUUCAUACCAACAGACAAGUAACACGGACCUUUUGGUGCAGAGACGGCCCGGAAAAGCGACAAUAAUGCCAUUGGUUUCUUUUGCUAGUGAUCGGCCAACUCGCUAGUAGAAUUCGAAUCUCCGAACCCCGAGAAUGGUAUCUAACCUGGAGCCUGUGAUCCCCUUUCCAGAUAGUUAUACAAUGUGUCGUGUCAUUACAUGUCUUACGUUCAUUUUGAAUGAAGUGGGGCAUUCGCUCACCGUCCC
Suillus subaureus is the source of this 995-nucleotide messenger RNA. RefSeq lists its product as uncharacterized. Lineage: Eukaryota; Fungi; Basidiomycota; Agaricomycetes; Boletales; Suillaceae. The transcript has 8 exons. The record is from RefSeq and is a predicted model, not a curated record. Bases 1 to 639 code for a protein of 212 amino acids.